Messenger RNA from Lodderomyces margitis, 2532 nucleotides. RefSeq names its product Iml2p (gene IML2). Gene Ontology annotation, cellular component: mitochondrial outer membrane; nucleus; cytosol. The transcript has a single exon. The record is from RefSeq and is a predicted model, not a curated record. Lineage: Eukaryota; Fungi; Ascomycota; Pichiomycetes; Serinales; Debaryomycetaceae. Gene Ontology annotation, molecular function: protein binding. The coding region runs from base 1 to 2532 and encodes 843 amino acids.
AUGUUCAAAGGUUUGAGAAAAAAGGCAUCGGUUUUGUCAUUAUACCCUUCGACAUCUAACCUGAGCACGGCAGAAAAUGCCUCUGCCCUCAACUCCAGUAGCAACUACGAUAGGAUAUUGAAGCAGGUGCAUGAUUUCGAAACUGCAUUGAAAGCGAUGGACUACCUUUUAGACGAUCGUACUGAUGAAGGAACGUCUUUGCUUAAAAAGGAGGCACAGACAGCGCAGCAGGAUAACCUGCCUCGUGCCGUUUUUCCAUUGGCGUUGGGUGUUAUGGAAUUUAUCGAAGCAACGUUGGGGUUUGAGCCUGAAGUAAUGGCUAAAGCGCACAAGACAUUAUCAGAGGCAGAGAACGCCUCUAGUAACAACUCCAAGUACAACACACGUUACCAGUUGGCGACAUCCACCAUCUACCCGCCAGGAACCGAGUUUCAAGUAACUUUGGCAGAAUCGACCUUAUUGAAUGCGCUAUUGAUGCUAUUGAAGGAAAAUAAUGGUGUCGUUGAAAGUGCAAAGGCCUUGUUCAAACUACGAAAAGCGUACCAGAUCUUGGAUUCGGUGCAUAAAAGAAUACAAGAACUGGAGCCAGUUUUUAACAAGAAUUUGGCAAAGUUGAGAAAGAAGGCUACUACCAGUGGUGCUGGAAAGACCGAUGGUGUGUUUUUGAACAACAAUAACCAGUCCAUCAGUACAGUGGACUUACCCGGAUUUGAAUCACUGUCCAACUCUUCAAGCUCCUUACCUCAAGAUAUCAAGUUGAUGAAGGAUUUAGAAAAGAUAUUUUUGAUGCGCAAAGCUAGAAUUGAAGGAUCAAAUUUGGGCAAUACUGAGCAAAUCAACUUGUUUGAGGACCUGAACAGUUCAGUCACGCUUGCUAAACAGACCAUUCCUGGGCCCCUGGACUCACAAGACAAUGGAUCAGAUGAUGAUGAGUUUGAAGAUGCCAUGGAUCAUUUGGCCGUGAGUGAUGCCCCAAACUCGUUUGUUGGUUCCGGAGCUCAAUCGAUUCUUUCUUCGGUGGACACGUCGCCUAGCUCUCAUGGUACUGGUUCGGACACGUACCUCCAUGUUUCUACAACUGAUGAAUUUAUUCAUUCCGGAGUGCAGUUGUGCUUUGGUAUCUUGCAAGUGGUAUUAUCAUUAAUCCCACCUGCCAUUGGUGCUGUUUUAUCCAUUGUUGGUUUUAAAGGUAACAGGAAUAUCGGGCUUCAACUUUUAUGGAGAACAGCAAUAACAUCGAGAAAUGUACACGGUGAGUUGGCGUUGUUGUUCUUGUUGGUGUUUUACGAUGGUCCUGUACAGUUUGUUGAUACCGGAUUUAGAUUACCUGAGUCAAAGCUGGACAAUAACGUGAUCUCAUUGAGUAACAAGUUGACUGUGCUGGAGGAGGAAUUGGGGCAAAUCAUGGACAACCCACAACUUUAUACCAACCAGUUGUUGCGGUCAGCACGUCAACAUUUCCCGCAUAAUGCUUUAUGGAUAUUACAAGAGGGGAGAAUGUUGGCAGCUCAAGGUGACUUAGUUGGCGCUAGCACUCUUAUGCAAAAUUUCACUGAUGAUCCAAAUAACAAGAUUCAAAUGAAACAGAUUGAAUCGUUGUUGGUUUUCGACCGUGCUGUUAUCUACAUGUACAUGCAUGAGUAUGACAAAGCAGCAAGGGAUUUGAUUCAUUUGAUUGACAUUAAUUCAUGGUCAAAAGCGGUGUACUUAUUCAUGGCUGCCUCUUGUUAUCUUGAAAACUACAGAAUGAUCAAAAUGGGUGUGAAGGCAGGGGAUGCAGCAGAAGCUAAGAAAUAUGCUGACUUAUUUUCCAAGUACAUGAACCUCUCGUUGAGUUAUGUUCCUGGACAUGGCCAUAAUGCGCCAAAGAAAGGCGGCUUGGGAGGCAGUGGAAAACAGAUGCCAUUUGAUAAGUUCUUGUUACGCAAACACAAGCAUAUUGAAUCGAGAAAGAAACAAUACCCUGAUGUACAGUUGGCUGAUUUGGUUGGCACUUCGUUGAUUCACGAGUUGGUGUACUUCUGGAACGGAUAUAACCGAAUGACACCAGAACAUUUUGAAAUUGCAUUGAAGAUGUUGGGAUACUCUGGAUCCCCCAACGCCGAGUUUUCGGCAAACUCCAGUGCCCACUCAUUUGCCAUGAUCAAAGAGACGGAAGAUGAGGCAAUGAUACGUUACUUCCUCCAGUCUGUUUGCUUGAGACAGUUGGGCCAGGUCAAGGAGGGGUCACGUCUCCUUCAGCAAUACGUCUUAUCAAAGAUUGUUAUUUCCGAUUUCCCACAAUUCAAAUUUCACAAAAUGACCUACAGUCCGUACUUGUACCCAACGGCAUUUUACGAAAAUACCAUGUUUACUUGGGUUGAAGAAACGGGGCCCAAUACGAAAGUCAGUGUGAAGACAGCAGUAGCUGAGAGUAAAGCGUGGUUAAAGAAAGCAGAGAUAGUAGGAGACGGUGAUUACGAGUUGAGUAAUAGAACCAGUAUGCGUAUAAAGGCUGCUGGCGAUAGACUAGACCAAUUGGCAAGUGUGUAA